Aspergillus clavatus NRRL 1 is the source of this 996-nucleotide messenger RNA. RefSeq names its product methionyl-tRNA formyltransferase. Gene Ontology annotation, cellular component: mitochondrion. The transcript is spliced from 4 exons. The coding region runs from base 1 to 996 and encodes 331 amino acids. Gene Ontology annotation, molecular function: methionyl-tRNA formyltransferase activity. The record is from RefSeq and is a predicted model, not a curated record. Gene Ontology annotation, biological process: biosynthetic process; conversion of methionyl-tRNA to N-formyl-methionyl-tRNA. NCBI's taxonomy places the organism in Eukaryota, Fungi, Ascomycota, Eurotiomycetes, Eurotiales, Aspergillaceae.
AUGGGUACGCCCCCCCGAAACACACCUUGGGAUGUCGAUUCCUCUCCACGAAGGCUCCCCAUCAAAGCCGUCGCAACAGAACUCUCACUUCCAAUCCACGAAAUUGAUACUUUCAAAGGCUGGGCGCCUCCUAUAUUUCCUGGUGGUCCUAUCAACCUCAUCGUGGCCGUAUCCUUUGGUCUAUUCGUGCCUCCUCGAAUUCUCAAUGCUGCAAAGUACGGAGGGUUGAAUGUCCAUCCAUCUUUACUCCCCGAUCUUCGUGGUCCUGCUCCGUUACACCAUGUCCUUCUAGCAGGUAGAACCAGAACGGGCGUUACACUUCAGACCCUACACCUUAAGCAUUUCGACCACGGCGUCAUCCUGAAACAAACUCCAGCCCCUGGCUUUGAGAUACCGCAUCCCGAAUCGUGCACCGUUCCCGAGCUUCUGGAUCUUGUAGCACCUAAAGGCGCCGAGAUACUCAUGGAUGGCAUACGAAACGGAUUGUUUGUUCCACCAGUGCAAGAUGCAGGCUGGCGUGGAUCUGAAGGCGAUGAAGCUCUGAUUCAUGCGACUAAGAUCAAACCAGAGGAUCGGCAUGCCGAUUGGCUCAAUUGGACCUGGAAAGAUAUCAGUCGGCGCCACCGAGUACUGGGCCCGUUAUGGAGUAGGACCCUCGCGGUCAGCAAUACUCCAACUGAAAGCCCAAUUUUCCAACAGCGCAGAGUGAUCCUGACUGAGUUGGAGGAAGUCAACUCGCUGAAGGGUUGCGAGGCAUUUUCUCUCGUUCCAGGCCUGCCUUUUGUGGAUAGCGCACAACCAAUUGAUCGUCAACAAGGGCGUGGCUUAUAUGUGUUUACACGUGACGGCAAGCUAAUCCGUAUACAUCAGAUGAAGGUGGAAGGUGAGCAGAAUGCGGACGGUGUUCGUGCUGCUCUCAAAGCUCGGAUGCUCAGUGAUCGGACAUUUCAAUCAGGUUCAGGCGACUUCACUCCGUUCCACAAUCCUCUACAAUAA